AUAAUAUAUGCAUAUGCAUGUCUACAUUGCUUUCACUUUCUUACCAGGCGCCGUAAACGAUAUACGCUGUCGAUUUCUCGUCUCCGAUUAAUUUUGUCUUUCUCUGAAAUUGCUUCCUCAUUUCACACCGAGUAUUGACUCAAUAGAGUCGCAUCUCACUGAGACGUAAAUGAAGGCAUGCUCAGCCAGUACUGUUUGUGAUUUUACCUUCUUGAAUGAAACUACAUUAGAGGGGAAACUUUCUCAACUCGCUUUUGAUUCCGUAAUUGAUAUUACCACCAUGCAUAGGAAAGGUAACGAAUUAACCUUUUUGGUUCCUGGUACACAUAAUUAUGAGAUCGCAUCGACGACAGUAUCAUAGCUUCUCACGAUAUCGUUGGCAAGAGAAUUGAGGGAAAGACGACAGAACCAUUAUUGACACGAUGGAGAUCAUUUGCAGGAAGGAUUUAGUUUACACGGAGGCAUAAUGAUUGAAACAUGUCUGGAAUAGAGAACGACUUCUACUCUGUACUUCUGUAGAUUGCACAAGAUCAUUUUGGCGCGAAUAACCAGUAAUGACCGUGGUAUUCGACAGACGUUAGCUUUACCACGGUUUCACUUUUUCGGCAUAUGGAUUAUGGGACUUUGCCAUGGAUUUGCAUUGAGUCGAACAUUGAUUGAGAUGCAUGGUCUCAAAAAAAUAAGAAACAACGAUACCAACAAUAGAUGGAAGAUCAUUCGCUUGCUCCUAUAAUGUGAGGGGGGAAUGCUGUCUCACUUUUAUAGAGAAGGUUCGAGGAGAUUCAUACAACAAUAACAGCAAAUGAAAGAAUUAAGACAUGCUGACCUAAUAUGAAAUUAUCAACUAUAUCAUUCAAUUGAAUUGAACAUACGGCAUUCGUAACUGUGAAAUAGGCCUUUGGACAAUCAUUGAACCAGAACACAUAUUAUAGGAGAAUAACUACUUCGCUUCAAACUUUGUACAUGAAUUAUCAUCGAAUAUAAUGGCAAUGAUGGAUAGGCGGACGUUGUACGGUACGUCCCAGCGUUCAACCACCAUCUCGAAGUCGCCAGAGAAAGAAGCGACGGUUACUGAACUUACCUGGGUCGACACAACGCAUAAAAUUAGCGAAAUUGUCUCACGAAGCCCGCCACUUCUACCCAUCUUGAUCAAAUGCGCUGCGCUGUCGUCGGAUCCGUACAUCGCCGCAAAGAUCCAAACGGGCGACAUCAUGAAACUCAGCAGACUUAAUACCGUCGACAUCGUCCAGGCAACCGUCGAGUUCAAAUCCGUCGCCGCGCAACAUUUGAAGGAGUUAGACGACUACAACGGAGUCCAGCUGCCGUCGUAUCUCGCCAUUCCUAAGUCGAUGGAGUCCAUAACGUUCGAGGUCGUACGCGGAAGCGUUCGCUACAGUACGCCGUUGGGUCUCCACGAGGGACUGUCGCCGUUUUCAUCGAAAACUUCAACCUUGAAAGCGAAUCAGAAUUCAGUUCGGUUUAAGACCGUGCUGGCUUUGUCGAAGCAGCUACCGAGGUUUGUCAAGGUGAUCAAAACGUCAAAGCAGAUUCGACAUAAUACAAAGAUCGUUGACGGACACGUACUCGAGAUCAUGGGCGUGCACACACCGUGGGCGACUCGAGAUAAAUUUCUAAGUUGUCGUAUUGAUCAGCCAGAUGGUCAGGUAUGCAAGCUAGAUCUGAAAUGGAGAGGAACAUUCGACACCAUCCCCGACACCAAACGAUACAACAUACAGGAUCUUCUGCGCGUCUACCGUUUUCCAAUCACCGUGCGAGUACGGGACUUUAGCCCAACAGAAUGGAUCCCUCAACAUACUUCAUCUCAGCUCAAAGCCAUCAAAACUCUCGACCUCAACCUCACUAUCGAGAAAGAAGAGACCGUGGAAUUCGCCAUGGCUAUCAGUCAGACACCGCCGUCGUCGAUGGCCGGUGCUUGUCAGGAUCCGCACGAUUUCAAGCUACUGGUCCUGUCGAAGAACAUCGACGUCGAUUUCGUAACCUCGUCGGAUAUGACGAUGAACCCGAAAGUUUACGCUGAGGUCAUGAACCGGAUGGGAGGCAUUGGAGACUCAAUGAUCUCCACCGUGUCGAAGGUAUGA
Messenger RNA from Strongylocentrotus purpuratus (purple sea urchin), 2099 nucleotides. RefSeq lists its product as uncharacterized. The coding region runs from base 984 to 2099 and encodes 371 amino acids. The transcript has 4 exons. The record is from RefSeq and is a predicted model, not a curated record. NCBI's taxonomy places the organism in Eukaryota, Metazoa, Echinodermata, Echinoidea, Camarodonta, Strongylocentrotidae.